AUGAUUACCAGGUCUUUGUAUCCUGAGAACAUCAUCACGAUCCCCGAGAAAGAGGCUGGGAUAGUGAAGACCUGGAACGCAUUGGCACGCAUCAGCCAGAAGAACGCUGCGCAGGACAUGAAGCCCGUGAAGGAAGGUUCUGUGCAAGUCUACCAGGCCAGACUGUCUGCUUGGCUAGGCUUCCUGCAUGAGAUCUACUUUCAGCACAAUGGCGUGGACUCCGCCUGCCUUCGAUUGGAGAAGCGCGUGCGGCUUUUGCCCCAAGACGAGCUCGACCGCCUCUGCCACGAUUGCUACACACUGAGCAACUCGCACCUGACCAGGGUGAAGGACUUCAAAGCCCGCGCCCUCGAAGGCGCGAAGCAGGCGGAGGCAGCGGGCUGUGCCACUGAAGCCCCAGAUGCAUAUGAAGAGGCUGUUUUGCGGGCUUUGUCCAUCAGAAGCUUCGAGAAGAAUCAGCUGGUGCAAGGGAUGGAAUCAGAGGGUGCCUGGUCCAAAUGCGCAGAGGUGAAUGAAAGUGACUGCGAGGAUGUGGAAGUCAGCGACGUGGAGGAGCCUCGAAGAAGCAGCAGUGCGCUGCCCACCGUGGAGCCAAGCAGGUUGGGUGUUCCAUUGGCCGCUCCAGACCUGGGGGGCCGAGCUCCGGCCAACAGCCCGGCGGAGUCUGCAUCCUCCAUGUCUGUGAAGGAACGCUGGGCCAAGGGAGUCGGGUCCAAGGAGGACUGGCAAAGCAUGGUGCAUGACGCCAACAUAUUCAUCCUGCGAUCCUAUAUGGCACUGUCAGAUCGUGAGCAGUUGACGAGGUAUGUGGAGGAAGCCACGCGUGCUUUUGUCGACGCUUGGGAGUAUGGCAGCCUCAACAGGGAUCCCAUCGCAACUCAGCAGAUCCUAGUCAAGAUCCGGACCCACUUCAACCGACAGCUCCACAAGGCCCUGGCCUGUCUUGAUCUGCAAAGUCUGGACGACCUUCGCGCUGCAGCAGAGGGAAGUGGAGGAUCUGCCCCCGAGAUACAGUUGUUGGAUCCGCGGAUCAGCAAGAUGAUGGCGGCGCACAGCCGCUACUUGCUGCAGAUGGCCAUGGCAGUCGGGGAUAGGAAGGCCUUGGCUUUGGCGCUGGUGGAGUCCAGCAGGCUCAUGGGCGAGCUGCCGGAGUCUGAACUGGUACCGGCCUCUCCAGAUAGAGCAGAGGAGCCCACAGAGCUUGCCCCUGCAGAGCCUGCUGAGCCAACGUCUAGUCCGAUGGUCGAGCCCGAGAUCGAGAGAGAGGACUCUCGUGAGCGAGACAGCGAAGGAGAGCUUGCAGGUUUUGAGGAGAUGUCGCUGGUGGGAGGUGACCCUUGGCUUUCUCUGACAGCGGAUGAAGGCCGACAGAUCGGACCCAACGCGCUCUUCGCAGCCAAGAGCUCCUCACAGCUGUUCCAAAUGGCUCGAGAGAUGUACCGCCAGAAACUCUUCGACGACUCACGGCAGCUUCUUCUCUCGGACGCUGCCCGAGAGCUGCUAGGUGAUGGCCAGGACCAUUUCGGCGAGGCAUGGAUGCAGCAACAGCUGGCGGUGAUGCGGACCAAGGUGGGCAGCCUGGAUUCCCGAGCGAAGCGAGAGGUGGAGUCGCCGAAGUUCCUCAGGAGUCUGCAGGCAUUAUUCGACCUCACCACCCGCCAGGUCAUCACCCGCGACAGGCAAGGCAAGUUGCCGACACGACUGAAGGUGGUCAAAGCAAAGAGGUCCGUAAAUUUGGAUGCCUACCGUGCUUACCACGCCCGCCGUGCAGAGAUUGAAGCGGCGAUGCAGGGGAAGCGCUCGGCGCGGCUGGACGACUGCCUAACCAUAGGUCCCACUGGCUGCUAUUUACGAAAAGAGCUGCGCUCCUUGCAAGGCGUAUGGAUUGACAGUAAGACUGGUGCACGCUGGCUGGUGGAGGGUAAGCAGGCUUUGCGGGUCGCCGCCGUAACGGCGCAGCUACUGGAUCCUAUCAGGGCAGCAAGCAUCCACGAUUCUGAGGACUUCCAAGAGCUCAAGCCCGUGCAGAUGCCCGUGCCCUUUCUUGCGGCCGAAGGCAGUGACGAUUUGCGCCACCCAGUUUGCCCACAGAUGUUCAUGCGUGAGGUGAAAAAGCGGAUCAAGGAUGAUGAUGAUGCAGAGGAGAACCCUCAAGACAAAGUGCCCGUCAAAGCCAGAUGGCUUGGAUGGUUGGAUGAAUGCGGCAGCCGUGCUGUUUGGUACUGCGAGAAGACGUCAGAGUAUGCAGCAUGGGUGAGGGAUGCCAACUUCCAAGGUGUUUGGCGCGUUUCUGGGAGCUAUGCUUUGCUGCUUCACCCCGAUGGCUUCCGUGAGGGCGCAGCCUUCCUGGAUGCAAGGAGCAGCAGGCUUCGGAAGAAGGUAUCGCGAUCCCGCCGAGGCACUGCGUGGUUUGAUCGUGAACUAUCAAUCCUGCAAGAAGAAGGGCAGAUCUUGGGGGAGAGCGGCCAGCCGCCGAUGCUCAUGCAUCUUGUGGGCGAGCUAUAUCCCAUCUGGCUCACCGAGUUGGGCAACGGCAUCAGCCUGUACUCCACAACCUUCAAAGGCGUGGUCGAUGCAGAGGGCACGGAGAUCUGCUUGGAGCCUGUCUCGGAGGAAGAGCGGCCCAACUUGGCCAACUAUCGGCCAAAAAGGACCCUCCUUGGCCGGCGCACAACACACGUGGUGCAGCCGUUUCUGUCGCAGAUCUGGGGCUAUCGUCAGUCUGCUACGGUGGACCUGAGUGCGAAGGAGCUCAACACGAAAGCCAGUGAGCUCUGGCUUUUCCACGGCACACGAGAGUUUGCGGCGGAGUGCAUCACCGAGAAUGAGUUUCAGGUCAAAAUGGCGGGCAGCAACCGCGGCACUAUGUUUGGUCCAGGCAUCUACCUGGCUGACUCUGUGACGAAGAGUGACGAGUACACGGAUCCUGACCCCACAGGUCUGAGGACGAUGAUUCUGUGCCGAUGCACAAUGGGCCGAGCCAUCAAGCAGUAUGAAGGUGGUCGUGAGUGCAUGAAGGCCUGCCAUGCUGGUGGUUACCAUUCGGUGAAGGGCUUGCGCGCGUACAAUGAAUACAUUGUCUACGACGAAAGCCAGGUGUAUGCAGAAUACAUCAUUUGGUACAGGCGGGUGUACAACAUUGAGUGA
Effrenium voratum is the source of this 3147-nucleotide messenger RNA. The record is from the annotation of a GenBank genome assembly. NCBI's taxonomy places the organism in Eukaryota, Dinophyceae, Suessiales, Symbiodiniaceae.